Messenger RNA from Myxocyprinus asiaticus (Chinese sucker), 3002 nucleotides. RefSeq names its product tumor necrosis factor ligand superfamily member 14-like. Bases 240 to 983 code for a protein of 247 amino acids. Gene Ontology annotation, biological process: immune response. Gene Ontology annotation, molecular function: tumor necrosis factor receptor binding. The transcript has 7 exons. NCBI's taxonomy places the organism in Eukaryota, Metazoa, Chordata, Actinopteri, Cypriniformes, Catostomidae. Gene Ontology annotation, cellular component: membrane. The record is from RefSeq and is a predicted model, not a curated record.
GCUGCAGAGAGAGACGGGUGAGAGCGACAGGUAGAGCACCAGGUACAGCUGCAGAGAGAGAUAGGUAGAGCACCAGGUACAGCUGCAGAGAGACGGGUGAGAGCGACAGGUAGAGCACCAGGUACAGCUGCGGAGAGAGACAGGUGAGAGUGACAGGUAGAGCACCAGGUACAGCUGCGGAGAGAGCAACAGCAGCUGCAGGUGUAUUGUGUACUGAUCAGAGGCCUGUGACGUGCAGCAUGUCUGACAGAGGUGACAGAGCAGAUAAAGACGUGAUGAAACACUGUCCUCAGGUGUUUGUGGUGGACACUCAGGCACAGGGUCCUCUCCCCCCACGUCAGGUGCCCGUCAGGCUGGAAGUCCAGCGACUGUCUCUGAUCUACCUGCUGCUAGCUGUGGCUCUGCUGGGCAUCUUCAUCGAGGCAGGGUUUAUCUAUCAUCUCUACAGCAGACCUGUGGUGUCGACAGAUAUUCAGAAAAUUGAAUAUAGAAAAGGAGACAAAAAUUCAGUUCCCAGCAGUUCUCAUGAUUUAAACUAUAUUUUACCUGGAAAAAUGCCUAAUGCUGAGAAGCCUGCAGCAUUUCUGCAAGGCUCUUCCCAUGUGACAGGAGGCAAUGGCGUGCUUCACUGGAGAUUCGACAGCUUUCCUGGGUUUUUGAGGAGCCUGGAUUUUAAAAACAACAGUCUUUAUUUUCAGAAGGAGGGAUACUAUUACAUCUUUUCCAAAAUCUCCCACCUGGAGAACUGCAGUUUCUUCAAACAUCAGCUCAUGCACUGUUCAGAGAGAUACAACUACCUGCCCAUAGAGCUCAUGCAAAACUCCAGGUAUCUCUGCAACUCCCAGAAAACUCAGUUGGGAAACAGUUACUUGGGUGGGGUUUUUCACCUGAAUAAAGGUGACAGUGUGUUUGUUCAGGUGAAUAACAGCUCGCAGGAGCCCAUCAGCAGCAACGGGAACUACUUUGGUGCAUUCAUGAUCUAAUCACUGACAAAACAUUUACAAAAAUACAUGUACCUGCACACACACAAACACGCACACACACACACACACACGCACAAACACACACACACACACACUCACAUACACAAACACACACACACACACACACACACACACACACAAACAAACACACACACACACAAACACGCACACACACACACACACACACACACACACUCACACACACACUCUAACUCUACCCCUAAACCUAACCCUCACAAAAAACUUUCUGCAUUUUUACAUUUUCAAUAAAACAUCGUUUAGUAUGUUUUUUAAGUGAUUUGAAUUAUGGGGACACUAGAAAUGUCCUCAUAAACCACAUUUAUAGCAUAAUACCAUUGUAAUUACCAGUUUAUAACCUAAAAAAAAAGUCCUCAUAAACCACUGAAACCUGCCCACACACACACACACUCACACACACACACACACACACACACUCACACACACACACACACACACUCACACACACACACACACACAGUUUUAUCGCUCUCAGGUUCUCAUUAAGGUUUUAAAUAUAUUUUUGUAAAGAUAUUCUGCAAAUACAUUAAGUUUGUUUAUUGCUAGAAUAGUGUUGUAAACUGCACUGUUCAUACAGGUAUCUGGCUCCGGUGUUUUUCUUUACGGCUGAAUAAAAGUAUUUAUAAUGAUGGCAGAUUUGAACUGAAGGGUUUAUCUGUGUUCUCAGGGAACAGACAUGUCAGGCCAGGGCAAGCUUUUUUACUGGAACAAGAUGUGUUUUAAAUGUUAUAAAUGUAUCCAAUUUCAAUAUUUUCUGGAUAAAACAAGAUUUGAUUUUUUUCUUUUGUACAUUUCCUUUUACAUUUUGCUGAAUGAAUCAUUUGGUGUUUUAUAAUUGUUUUGCUGUUUUAAAGUUUGCCGAAAGCCCAUAAUAAGCUGUUUUAAUGAACUGCAGAUUCCAAUGUGACUGAAAAUGAUCUUUUUGUUAAGACAUUUGCUAAAUGUUAGUGUUGUAAUUGUGCAGAAAUUGUCUUUAUUAUUAUUGUUAUUAUUAACCUACCCUGAGAAAUAUUCACACCAGUACAAACUGUGUCAACUAGCCCCCUAUCUAUACUGGAGCUUCAACACCCUCAGCUAGCUAAUGGUACGAUAUGAUCUUGAUGCUAGGCUAGCUAUGAUCUUUAUCCCACUCAAAUUUACUGUGGGAAUUUAUUUUAUAUUUUGUGAUUCCUUAUCAAAGAUAGGGUCCUGAGCAGUGGGAUGUCCUGAAGCCAAGGAUGGGCCGGGGUGGGCCUAGGCCCACCCAGAGUAUUAGAGAUUAUUCUCUGACUUCAAAUACAUAUUUAUAAAAUAGUUUAAAAAUACAUAAAUUGGGGGCCUGGGUAGCUCAGUGGUAAAGACAGUGGCUACCACACCUGGAGUUCGCUAGUUCGAAACCCAGGGCGUGCUGGGUGACUCCAGCUGGGUCUCCUAAGCAACCAAAUUGGCCCGGUUGCUAGGGAGGGUAGAGUCACAUGGGGUAAACUCCUUGUGAUCACUAUAAUGUGGUUCGCUCUCAGUGGGGUGCAUGGUGAGUUGUGCAUGGAUGCCGCGGAGAAUAGUGUGAAGCCUCCACAUGCGCUACAUCUCCGUGGCAAUGCGCUCAACAAGCCACGUGAUAAGAUGCGCAGAUUGACGGUCUCAGACGCGGAGGCAACUGAGAUUCAUCCACCACCCGGACUGAGGCGAGUCACUACACCACCAUGAGGACUUAGAGCGCAUUGGGAAUUGGGCAUUCCAAAUUGGGAGAAAAAAAUGCAUAAAUUCUGAUUUCUGAAAGUGUUUGAAUGUGCCACUUCUCUGUUGCUUAGGACAAUUUGGUAAGAAAAACAUUUGGGCGAAAACUUGGCCCAUCCAUUUUUAAUGAGGCCCACCCAAAAGUGAUUUCCUGGCUACGCCCUUGUUCCCGACAUUUAUGAAUUAUUUAUGAAUGUAAACAUAGCGUACUGUAUGUGUCCGCAUUGACUGAAAUGUGCUUUCAGUGAUGUGCAAAUAAUAAAA